Molecule: messenger RNA, 2683 nt
Organism: Lycium barbarum (goji berry)
Lineage: Eukaryota; Viridiplantae; Streptophyta; Magnoliopsida; Solanales; Solanaceae
Product: cysteine-rich receptor-like protein kinase 2
Exons: 8
Coding region: 271-2217 (648 amino acids)
Biological process (GO): protein phosphorylation
Molecular function (GO): protein kinase activity; ATP binding
Source: RefSeq, a predicted model, not a curated record
CAAAUAUCACUUUCACUUUGUCUAUUCUUCUUCCUUGACUCUUUCAUUUAAUAAUCCCUCAUCUAAUUAUUAACAACAUUUAAUUUCAUCCCUUUAUAUAAAUCCUUCCCUUCCUUUUUUCUUCUUCUUCUUUGUCACUGUCCUUUGUUCUUUGUCAUAGUUGUUAAGGAAGCUCAACAAAUUUCUCCUGUGAUGUUGAUCAAGAAAUCUAUUUUCAGCAACCCCAUGUGAACAAAAGGGAUUUACCAAUCGAAGAUCUUGCAUAGGGAAAUGGAGAAAGCAGCGACAUUAGUUGCAUUUAGACUAUUUGUUAUUUUAUCGAUUUUACUUCUACCAAAUGUAUCAGAGGCAGAACCUAGAUCUCAGACGGUCCAGAUCAUAUGCGGUAACCAGCUUGAGCAUAAUACUACAGCUUAUGUCCCGAAUUUUGUUGCCACUAUGGAAACCAUAAGUGAGCAAAUGAGAACUAAAGGCUAUGGAGUAGCACUCACCGGCAGUGGACCGGAUGCUAACUACGGACUAGCACAAUGCUAUGGUGAUCUUUCUUUACUCGACUGUGUCUUAUGCUAUGCUGAAGCUCGAACCGUCCUUCCCCAAUGCUUUCCAUUCAAUGGAGGGAGAAUUUAUCUUGAUGGCUGCUUUAUGCGGGCUGAGAAUUACACAUUCGAUCACCAGUAUUUAGGACCUGAAGACAGACAUGUCUGUGGAAAUAGAACCAGAAAGGGUUCUUUGUUCCAACAAACCGCUAGGCUUGCUGUCCAGCAAGCGGUUGCUAAUGCACCAAACAAUAAUGGCUAUGCACGUGCUGAAGUGGCAGUGCCCGGGGCAAAGAACGAGACGGCUUAUGUCCUAGCUGAUUGUUGGAGAACAGUGGGUGCUAACUCGUGCCGAGCUUGUUUGCAAAAUGCAUCUGCCUCCAUGAUGGGGUGCUUACCCUGGUCAGAAGGCCGAGCAUUGUACACUGGAUGCUUCAUGAGGUACUCGGAUGUUAAUUUUCUUAAUGCUAUAGCUAGCAGUGGAGACUCAUCAUCAAAUGGAGUGGUAGUAAUUGUAAUUGCUGUUGUUAGUGCUGUGGUCGUCUUCGUAGUUGGAGCUGUUAUCGCCUUUUAUAUGUGGAAGAACAAACAAAUACAGAAGAAGAGAAAAGGUUCCAAUGAUGUGGAGAAAUUAGUGAAGACCCUUAACGACAGCAGCUUGAACUUCAAGUAUUCAACUCUUGAGAAAGCCACUGGGUCUUUUGAUGAGGCAAACAAGCUUGGGCAAGGUGGAUUUGGUACAGUUUAUAAGGGAGUUCUACAAGAUGGGAGAGAGAUUGCUGUCAAGAGGCUGUUCUUCAACAACAAACACAGAGCUGCAGAUUUUUAUAAUGAAGUCAACAUUAUUAGCAGUGUUGAGCACAAAAAUCUAGUAAGGUUAUUAGGAUGCAGCUGUUCUGGACCCGAAAGCCUUCUUGUAUAUGAGUUCCUCCCGAACCAGAGUCUUGAUCGGUUUAUCUUUGAUCCUGCCAAAGGUAAAACGCUGAACUGGGAGAAAAGAUUUGAAAUCAUUAUAGGGACUGCAGAAGGUUUGGUGUACCUCCAUGAAAACAAUAAGACGAGGAUCAUUCAUAGAGAUAUAAAAGCCAGCAAUAUCCUGUUGGAUUCAAGGCUCAGAGCUAAAAUAGCUGAUUUUGGGUUGGCAAGGUCUUUCCAAGAAGACAAGAGUCACAUAAGCACUGCUAUUGCUGGGACUUUAGGUUAUAUGGCACCAGAAUACUUAGCCCAUGGCCAACUAACCGAAAAGGCAGAUGUUUACAGCUUUGGUGUUCUUUUAUUGGAGAUAGUUACUGGAAGGCAGAAUAAUAGAAGCAAAAACACUGAAUACUCCGACAGUUUAAUUUCCAUUGCAUGGCAGCAUUUUCAGCAUGGGAGAGUAGAGGAACUGUUUGACCCAAAUCUUAUGCUGCACAACUACCACACAAGUAAUGUAAAAAAGGAGGUUCUGCGAAUGGUACAUGUAGGACUUUUGUGCACACAAGAGGUUCCAGGAUUAAGACCGUCCAUGUCAAAGGCAUUGCAGAUGCUAGUAAAGAAAGAAGAAGAGUUACCGGUUCCAUCUAAUCCUCCCUUUGUAGAUGAGAAAACCAUGGAGCUUCAUGAUCCUUGGGAUACCCCAUCUAAAGAAGGCGAUUCGGCUUCAAUUGCAAACGUUUCUCACAGUUCUUUCUACCCCAGAUGAUGUAUCAGUGUCCUCAAACUGAGAUAUGACAUAAAUCUGUGAGACAACAAAUGUUGUGCGUCUCAAGUGUUGUCUUGCCUCGUGUUCCUUUUUGCAGACUCUGGGAGCAGAUGUUUGUUUGCAACAAGUUGCUUUGUCAUUGUAAUGGUGAAGAGAGAGAUUGUUGGGCAAACUAUCGGUAUAAUUGUAGCAUAAGAUAAAAAUAUAAAAGUGAAGUAAGAGCCUAUUGGGUACACCAUUGGUGUGAUUGUAACACAAGAUUAAAUACAACUUAUGUUGAUUAUGAGAACGGUCUAAUUCCAAGUUACUAGUACAUUAUGAAUGUAUUGAAUAGGACAAGUAGAGAAAAUAUAUUGACUAUAUACAACAACUCUCUAGCUAAUUAGAUGUAUUUGUACUCUUAAUCUGGAUAGGACAAUGUAUAUUGUUUAUCCUUUUUAUUUAUUAAUAGGUGAAGUUCAUUAUA